AUGGCUUCAAAUAAUUCGAGUGAGCUUUUGGAACUGGAGUUGAAUAAGUUGGAGGUAUUAUUCCUGCUCAUCUUUAAUUCGCUUGAAAUCAUUGUCGGACUGUUGUCGAAUUCUUUUGUCAUUCUCAUAUUCUUGUUGGCAAGCGAGAUGCGAAAACGUCCAAGCGAUUUGUUGAUUUUUAAUCUUGCAACAGCUGAUCUCAUAUUGCUGACAGUAUUCCAGCCUUGGUUGACAUGUAUUAUCAGUGAAAUAAGUAUUGGGAAAAAAUAUUACUUCUUUUAUGAAAGUCUUAAUUCGUUCGUUCAACUCGCAAGUGGUCAUGCAGUGUUCCUUAUAUCAUUGGAUCGAUUUCUUGCCGUGAGCAUCCCAUUAAAGUAUGAAACUUGG
This is a messenger RNA of Paramuricea clavata, 387 nucleotides long. The record is from the annotation of a GenBank genome assembly. NCBI's taxonomy places the organism in Eukaryota, Metazoa, Cnidaria, Anthozoa, Malacalcyonacea, Plexauridae.